Strongylus vulgaris is the source of this 459-nucleotide messenger RNA. The record is from the annotation of a GenBank genome assembly. NCBI's taxonomy places the organism in Eukaryota, Metazoa, Nematoda, Chromadorea, Rhabditida, Strongylidae.
CCCCAACUUUAUGAUGCUAUGAUGGUCUAUGCAGGUGUGCUAAAUAAAACCCUCCCUUUCAAUGCCAAUAUAAAAGAUGGAUUAUAUUUAUUCAAUAGGACAAAAGGCACAUAUCCAGGAGCACUUGGUGAUGUCACAGAAGCAUGGGAUGGGUCUAGGAUACCCUAUUUCAUCCUUACAGGUGUGGGUGAUACAGCAGAACCAAAAAGAUUAAUUGUUAUACAAUUGGACGUUGACGUAAAUGUAACAUUAAUACCGUUAUAUGGCCAGCAAAAUGAAAAAUCGUUUGUAUUCAACGGACGUCCCUUACCCUUAACCGUCCCGGCUUGUGGAUUUACAGGAUCGGGUUGCCCUAUCUCAUUUUUUGAUGCUUAUCGUGGAUAUGUUAUCGCAGCUAUAUGUAUAGCUGCACUUCUCAUACUUGCAGUCGUUGUCGUGAUUAUCGUAGCGUUGAAGUAG